GGGGCACCGUCGCCCCGCGCCCUGGCUCAUAUAUAAUAUUUAUAAGAAGAAGAUCAUCUCUGUCGCCUUCAUCAAUGUGAAUGUUGAUGCAGAAGCACUAGUGAGUGCAAGAACUUCUUCCAAUCUACCUAUAAAGAUCUUGUUCAACAACCCCCCACGAGCAAGACGCAUCAUGAUGGUAAUUAGCAGAUCCAUAGAUGAAUUGUAGAUUAGAGAUCGCCAACAUGUUAUAUUUUUGCAGGAAAGUUUACGAGUUGUGAG
Messenger RNA from Amoebophrya sp. A25, 261 nucleotides. The record is from the annotation of a GenBank genome assembly. Lineage: Eukaryota; Dinophyceae; Syndiniales; Amoebophryaceae.